GAGUCCUUUAUUCUGGUAUGAAGUUCAUAUCUUGAUCUUGCGAAAUAAAGCCAGUUCGUGAAAAAUCACGGUUAUGGAUUAUGUGAAUGAAACAGUAAGUUCAUUGAAAACCUGCAUUUUCAUCGCUUGGAACUUAGUUUGUUAAGUGAGAUCGUACCAAAAAGUAAUAUGGUGGCUACGUUAAAUAUGUUACCGUGGACAGUACUAUAUUUAUUCAUUUCUUUAAAUGGACAUAUACUCGCAACUGAGAAACAAAUGGAAGAAGCAGUGUGUACAUCUAGAUUCGACUACGAAUAUAAAAUGUUACAUAAAAUGGUCAUGUUGGAAACGGAACAAAACAAAAUAAAGGAAUUAAUGGAGGACAUAAAUAGCUUACAGAACAAACUGAAAGAAGAUAGUCUUCGAAGUCAUACAACAGUAGAGCGAGUUGUAAACAGACUGAAGCAGAUGGAAGUAGAAAGGUCGUUUGAUGGAGCAGGAAAUACUUAUGUCCGCUGGGGAAGAACAGAAUGCCCUGCGAAUGGGACAGAAAUGGUGUACAAGGGGUAUGCCGCAGGUGGACAUUAUAACAAUAAAGGUGCCGCAAGCAAUUAUAUGUGUCUGCCCGAUGAACCAGUAUGGGGCGUUUAUGAAGAUUCAGAACAGACAGCUGGGACUGUCUAUGGAGCUGAAUAUGAACUCUAUGGUAGAAAUAUGGAUAAGUUCUUUGGAAAGGCAUUGGCCAACAACGAUGUUCCAUGCUGUGUUUGUAGGACAAAGAGACCAAAUGUUCUAUUUUUACCAGGUCGCAACAUUUGUUAUGAUGGUUGGACUCUUGAAUAUAGCGGAUAUCUCACAAGCGGACAUGACACCCAUCAUGCAACCACCGAAUAUGUUUGCCUUGAUGUCAACCCAGAGGUUAUAACUGGAGGAGCAUCUGAUGCCAAUGGAAAGCUGUUCUAUUUUGUUGAGGCACGUUGCGGAUCAUUAAAAUGCCCGCCUUACGUGAACGGACGAGAGCUUACAUGUGCUGUAUGCUCUAAAUAGCAACUUUAUUGAUGUGCAUUGUCCUAAAUUUCUAGUCGAAACGAAUUGAUUUGGAAAUAAGACAUAAACGGGGAUAAAAAGAUAUCAUUCGGAAGACUCAUUUUUUUCUACAAGUUUCUGACUUUAACGAGAAUACAUCUGCAAAUUGACCAUGCUUAUAGAAUAUUUUAGCUGCUUAAGGAACACUUGUUUAAACAAAAAAAAAAAUGCAUCUCAGUCAGUAAAAUGAAUUGAAAAUAACCUGCGCCACCUUCAACAGUACGAAAGCUCAAUGUGCAUGCAUGCGUUUGCGUGCGUGAGUGUGUAUGUGUGUGUUUACACGCGAUAUUUCGCCUUUAAAUAAAUGAAGAAUGAAUUCGUAAAUAGCCAUAAGAUUAAAAACUACCUCUUUUAUCUUUUUUAAAAAGAUUUGCUUUUGGAAUAGGUAUCAUUCGGUGAAAUAUCUCGAUCAUGGGUCUACUUUUACAAAUCAUUACUGUAAAAGAUAUGUAAAAUAAUUAGCUCUUUUAAUUAACAUUUUUUCCUCGCGUAUCAAAUUUGUUAUAUUAAACAUAAGAAUGAAGAUGGAUUCGUAUAGUUUGCCCUGUGACAUUUAUAUACAUUCAGAUAUAUGCGUAAAUCCAGAUGCUGCUAAACUGAAGCACUGUUUAUUAAGAGUAACAUUCGCUCUAUUAUAUUUUUGUUUUACUUGUAGAAUGCGAUAUGCAAGAAAAAAGCAACUAUCA
Messenger RNA from Mercenaria mercenaria, 1751 nucleotides. RefSeq lists its product as uncharacterized. The record is from RefSeq and is a predicted model, not a curated record. Bases 169 to 1026 code for a protein of 285 amino acids. Lineage: Eukaryota; Metazoa; Mollusca; Bivalvia; Venerida; Veneridae. The transcript is spliced from 2 exons.